AAUGGAACUUGUGUUGGGAAGGGGCUGCCCCAUUUGUGCUUCUCCAGGGGCAGGAGAAUAUCUAGGGCAGGAGAAUCCCUGCAGGGCCUCUGAGGCUCCCUUUGCUUCUUCUUCUCUCCCAGCACCCUGCAACUUAUUUUGGCUCCUCAACUCCUCAGGAAGGAUGAAAGAGACGGAUCCUGCAAAGCUAGCGAGGAUGGAAGGGGGAAGAUGGACAGUUGACCUGGUCAGGUUGUCUCCUGCAUCCUUCCUCUCAACCUCUGAGCGCUUCCUCCAAGAGACCUCCAAGAGAUCUGAUGGUGAUGAAUUGGAAGGGAAGAACAAGGGGGAACACAACAGAAUCCAUAUAGCUGAGAAGUCAGAGUGUGGAGAGAACUUCGGUCAGAGCUCCCUGUCCACGUCCCAUCAAAGAAAGAGCUUCAUUCAGAGGGAUAGCCUCACUUCACAUGAAAGAGCACAGAGUAGGGAGAAAUGGUAUCAGUGCAGAGAAGGUGGGAAGAGCUUCAGUCAGAAGGAUAAUCUCACUUCCCAUCAAAGAAUUCAUACAGGGGAGAAACCCUAUCAGUGCUUGGAAUGUGGAAAGAGCUUCAGUCAAAGCGCCCAUCUCACUUCCCAUCAAAGAAUUCAUUCAGGGCAGAAACCCUAUCAGUGCUUGGAAUGUGGAAAGAGCUUUAGUCAAAGCGCCCAUCUCACUUCCCAUCACAGAAUUCAUUCAGGGCAGAAACCCUAUCAGUGCUUGGAAUGUGGAAAGAGCUUUAGUCAAAGCGCCCAUCUCACUUCCCAUCAAAGAAUUCAUUCAGGGCAGAAACCCUAUCAGUGCUUGGAAUGUGGAAAGAGCUUUAGUCACAGGCAGAGUCUCACUUCCCAUCAAAGAAUUCAUACAGGCCAGGAACCCUAUCAGUGCUUGGAAUGUGGAAAGAGCUUUAGUCACAGACAGAGUCUCAUUUUGCAUCAAAGAAUUCAUACAGGACAGAAACCCUAUCAGUGCUAUGAAUGUGGAAAGAGCUUUAGUCACAGCGCCCAUCUCACUUCCCAUCAAAGAAUUCAUACAGGGCAGAAACCCUAUCAGUGCUUGGAAUGUGGAAAGAGCUUUAGUCACAGGCAGAGUCUCAUUUUGCAUCAAAGAAUUCAUACAGGACAGAAACCCUAUCAGUGCUAUGAAUGUGGAAAGAGCUUUAGUCACAGCGCCCAUCUCACUUCCCAUCAAAGAAUUCAUACAGGGGAGAAACCCUAUCAGUGCUUGGAAUGUGGAAAGAGCUUUAGUCAAAGCGCCCAUCUCACUUCCCAUCAAAGAAUUCAUACAGGGGAGAAACCCUAUCAGUGCUUCGAAUGUGGAAAGAGCUUCAAUCGGAAAGAUAGUCUCACUUCCCAUCAAAGAAUUCAUACAGGGCAGAAACCCUAUCAGUGCUUGGAAUGUGGAAAGAGCUUUAGUCACCGCCACAAUCUCACUUCCCAUCAAAGAAUUCAUACAGGGGAGAAACCCUAUCAGUGCUUGGAAUGUGGAAAGAGCUUCAAUCGGAAAGAUAGUCUCACUUCCCAUCAAAGAAUUCAUUCAGGGCAGAAACCCUAUCAGUGCUUGGAAUGUGGAAAGAGCUUUAGUCAAAGCGCCCAUCUCACUUCCCAUCAAAGAAUUCAUUCAGGGCAGAAACCCUAUCAGUGCUUGGAAUGUGGAAAGAGCUUUAGUCACAGCGCCCAUCUCACUUCCCAUCAAAGAAUUCAUACAGGGCAGAAACCCUAUCAGUGCUUGGAAUGUGGAAAGAGCUUCAGUCACAGCCACAGUCUCACUUCCCAUCAAAGAAUUCAUACAGGGGAGAAACCAUAUCAGUGCUAUGAAUGUGGAAAGAGCUUUAGUCACAGUGCCCAUCUCACUUCCCAUCAAAGAAUUCAUACAGGGCAGAAACCCUAUCAGUGCUUGGAAUGUGGAAAGAGCUUUAGUCAAAGCGCCCAUCUCACUUCCCAUCAAAGAAUUCAUACAGGGGAGAAACUCUAUCAGUGCUUCAAAUGUGGAAAGAGCUUCAAUCGGAAAGAUAGUCUCACUUCCCAUCAAAGAAUUCAUACAGGGCAGAAACCCUAUCAGUGCUUGGAAUGUGGAAAG
Messenger RNA from Lacerta agilis (Sand lizard), 2095 nucleotides. Its product is annotated as zinc finger protein 883-like. NCBI's taxonomy places the organism in Eukaryota, Metazoa, Chordata, Lepidosauria, Squamata, Lacertidae. The annotation marks the transcript as partial. The transcript is spliced from 2 exons. Gene Ontology annotation, biological process: regulation of transcription by RNA polymerase II. Gene Ontology annotation, molecular function: DNA-binding transcription factor activity; RNA polymerase II cis-regulatory region sequence-specific DNA binding. The record is from RefSeq and is a predicted model, not a curated record.